AGUCGGGAUCAGUGUGUGUCCGCGUGCGCUCGUGCGUCUUCAUGGACUGACCUACGAUGGCUGCGAGAGCGCGACUCCUCACGCUGUGUCCAGCUCUGCUUGUGCUCCUGAGCCUCAGCAAAGCGGCCGAGGCCACGGCCUCCAAGAAGGGCAACUCGGACAAAUGCAGCUCCAAGGAACUCCUGUCAAAUUCUGAUGACAAUGGGAGAAAGAAUGGAGUCACGUUCCGAAAUGACAACUGCACGCUAAACUGGAACCAGAUAGGAAAGCAUGCCAUCCAUGAAGUCAGCAACAUCACCUUCAGCCAGCUCUCCUGUGACCAGCAGGCUGCUGUGGUGGUACACUGGCUGCCUAGCCCACUCGGGAUUGAACAUGUAAAAGGAUUCCGAGUUUACCUAGAAGACAAGAACCCAGAAGGGAAGCAGUGCCAACACAUGGUCCUCAAGGAUCCUCGGCAGCUCAACUUCUCCUUCAAGAAUGUCAGGAUGAGUUCGCUGCCGUUCUCUGGUCUGGCCUUUGAGACAGACUACAUGGUCAGGAUUGUGCCUUUCCCCACCUUCAUGAACGAAAGCUAUUUCCCUCCAUCAUUCCUGCGCACUAACACUUGCGAAGUGCUUUUAGGGUCUGACAAUCUGGUCUGCAAACCAUAUUGGAAACCUGGAAGUCUGAGUGUUUCUCAGCUGGGCACCAGCUUACACGUAGUAUUUGACCAUGCACCCGCCACCUUUGGGUUCAGCACCUACUACCUGUACUACAAGUUGAGACAGGAGGGAUCCUUCCGGCUCAAGCGCUGCAAACCGGAUUCCAGUUCAGACAGAACCACUUGUGUCCUUCAGGAUGUGUCCCCAGGCACUUACACAAUUGAGCUACGUGAUGACAACAACUCCACCAGGAGACAAACACAGUACCACGUAAGCCAAGUGCACUCCCCCUGGGCUGGUCCCAUCCGUGCCAUGGCCAUCACCGUGCCGCUGGUCAUACUGUCUGCCUUUGCCACGCUCUUCACCGUGAUGUGCCGCAAAAAACAGCAAGAGAACAUAUAUUCUCACCUGGAUGAGGAGAGCUCCGAGUCAUCUGGCCACACCACUGCCCUCCACACAGAGAGACCGUGGCCCCGGCCCAAGGUGUUCCUCUGCUAUUCCAGCAAGGACUGCCCCAAACACCUUGCAGUCAUUCAGAGCUUUGCCUUCUUUUUGCAAGACUUCUGCGGGUGUGAGGUGUCUUUAGAUCUGUGGGAGCACCUGAAGAUCUGCAAAGAGGGGCAAAUGGCCUGGUUAAGCAGGAGGCUGGAGGAAGCACACUUCAUCAUUGUAGUCUGCUCCAAAGGCAUGAAGUACUAUGUAGAAAAAAAGAAUCGCAAGAGUAGAGGUGUGCCUGGUCGGGGGGCCGGGAGCGGGGAGCUGUUUGUAGUAGCCGUGGCCAUGAUCGCAGAGAAGCUGCGGCAGACACGGCAGAACUCUGCUGACCUAUCACGUUUCAUGGCUGUGUACUUUGACUAUUCGCGUGAGAGUGAUGUGCCAGCACUGCUGGACCUUGCACCCAAGUUCAAGUUGAUGGAGCAGCUGCCCCAGUUGUUUGCCCGGUUGCACUCCCGCCAGCUCCACUUGCCCGAGCGGGAGCCACAGCCAUCCAGCGUCAGCAAGCGCAAUUACUUCCGCAGUAAGUCAGGCCGAUCACUCUACGUGGCCAUCAGCAACAUGCACCAGCAUAUCGCCCAGGAGCCUGACUGGUUUGAGAAACAGCUGGCGUCGGCACAGGGGCCUUCCUCCCAGGAGCAACUGUCCCGUGUGGAGAAGUUUGACUCCGGCCUUGUGCUAAACGAGGUGGCGCUCAAGUCACCCCCUGAUGGUGACUGUCCCCUCAAGAACAGCCUGCUCCUCCUGCCACCAGCUACAGCAACGAGGCACACCUCUGUGUCAGGUCUGUGCUCCAGCUUGUCACGGGGGGAUAUGGAGGGCUCUGUCUCCCAGGAGGGUGGUGCUCAGCUCAGACCCCUGCUACAUGCGGAUGGUUCCGCUAGCCCCCCCGAAAUGCCCAGGGACUCUGGCAUCUAUGACUCAUCAGUGCCUUCCUCUGAGCUCUCCAUUCCCUUGAUGGAAGGCCUGUCCCCAGACCAGGCGGACUCCUCCUCCUUGGCCGACAGCGUGUCCUCCUCAUCCGGACUGGGAGACGAGGAACCCCCUGCUGUCAACUCUCUGCACUGCGCUGUGCCCACAGUCUGUAAAGCAGAGCUGCACCACAGCUUUGAGCAGAGUGAUGGACUUAGAGCCGCGGCACCUUUAUAGUGCCCAUAGACUGGACGUGCAUUGCCACUUUACUGCCUCGUUUUCUCACAUAUGUGCACAAUCGUGACUCGUCAUGUGCCACGUGGUCAUAUUUUUUGGGGUGAAAAAUGACUGUCCUUCUGCAGCACAGACUUUUCUCACCGAUAAGGGAAUUGCACCACAGUUUUUCAAUGUAAUUUAGGGGCCACCAUCUGUUGGAUUGUGUGAAAAGCUGACGCUAUAUGACCAAAGAGGUUACAGUUUUAUAAAACCAGGUUCCUUGUAGAUUUUGUGAUAAAAAUAUUUUAUAUAUGUACUAAAUCACCUGUAUACAAUCUUUCUGGUUGCCAUUACAUCAGCUUGUUGACUAGUGUUUUUUUAAAAACAUUUUAAAUGCUCUAUAUUGGGUGAAAACCUACACCAGUGACAUUUACCAAGAUGCGUUAGUGGCUGAGUGAACUGUCUAUAUCAAUUUAAUUUAUUUUUUCAAGUCACUCUUUACGAUGAACAAUGAGAUUGUCACCUCGUGCAAAGGUACUCCAUUGGCAUUACUUGCUGAUGCUAGACACAGUUUGUGUAAAAGCACUUUUGUACAAUUUUUGUGCUUAGAAUAUUUGUGCCUAGUAUUUAUUUAUUUUUUUUAAUUUGACAUCUUGUUUACCGUUUUGAGAUCUGCUCCCUGGAAUAUAGAAUUUAACAGUUCAAAGUGUAUCCAUACAAUUUGUUUUUCAGUUGUUAAAUAUAAAGUGCUGGUUUUGUGGUAAAAGACACAAAUCUGUCUGCAUGAAAGUGGCAUUAGUUCAGAAUGACAGUUCAAGUGCUGUUUUAUGCCCCCAUUAAUGGCUUCUUGUUGAAAAGCUACAUCAUCACCUCUGUGACGACACUGGACACACAUGGCUGUCCGUAACUGGUGUUGCUAGGAAAUCAUCCAUCUGUUUAACCUGAUGCUUUGACUGUUCCCCAUGAAAUUAAUUUUGCAGCUUGCUUAAGGAACACUUCAUGCUGGUUUAGAAUGUUUGAUUCCUAAUUAUCUUCCUAAUUUUACAUUAAUGGCUGCAAUGUUAUAAAAUUGCUAUUUUUAGUUUUUAGACCUCAAGAUGAAUUAGGUAUAUUCUUUAUACUCCAUACAUUUACC
Messenger RNA from Scleropages formosus (Asian bonytongue), 3399 nucleotides. It is a transcript of the gene il17rd, whose product is annotated as interleukin 17 receptor D. The record is from RefSeq and is a predicted model, not a curated record. Bases 57 to 2285 code for a protein of 742 amino acids. Gene Ontology annotation, molecular function: interleukin-17 receptor activity; protein binding. NCBI's taxonomy places the organism in Eukaryota, Metazoa, Chordata, Actinopteri, Osteoglossiformes, Osteoglossidae. The transcript has 13 exons.